This is a messenger RNA of Diachasma alloeum, 1134 nucleotides long. It is a transcript of the gene Or183, whose product is annotated as putative odorant receptor 98b. The record is from RefSeq and is a predicted model, not a curated record. Gene Ontology annotation, biological process: sensory perception of smell; detection of chemical stimulus involved in sensory perception of smell. NCBI's taxonomy places the organism in Eukaryota, Metazoa, Arthropoda, Insecta, Hymenoptera, Braconidae. The transcript has 7 exons. Gene Ontology annotation, cellular component: plasma membrane. Bases 1 to 1104 code for a protein of 367 amino acids. Gene Ontology annotation, molecular function: olfactory receptor activity; odorant binding.
AUGCCUCAGUUGUAUCCGGACCAGAAUCUGGAUCCCGGAGGGGUGACAGAGGUGAGGAAGCUCCUGAAGUGGGCUAUCUUAGCCCUACCGGAUGGAGCCAAGGCACCCACCUUCGACGGGGUCUGGGAGAGGGACGGUGCAGUCGUGGUGAACUGCACAGAUGAGAUCACAGGGAAUUGGCUGAAAAGCCUAUUUCCUGAAAGCAAAAUAAGUGGACACACCAUACACGUUGUGUCACUCUCGGAGCGUCCAAAAAAGCACCGGGUAGUGGUGCACGUGGAGGACCCAGAGAUCACUUCUCAGGAAGCAUUGUGCUUCCUUGAGAAGCAAAACAAGGGUCUGAUGACCAGCAAUUUGCUACUAGCCCAUGUUAUAUUCAAUAGAAACGAGACAUACGACUUGAGUCAGACUGCCUACCCCGCAAUCUAUCCCUUCGCGAUCGACAGUAUGAGUAAAUACAUCGCGUGUAUUUCUAUUGAGCUUUUGAUAUUUAUCAGCGUGGGUGCUUGGUGGAUAGCUGCAGACAUGGUGUUCCUGCAAUCGGCGACUCACUUAUCUUCACAGUAUCAAAUUUUGAAUGAUGAUUUAAUGACGAUUAAAACCGCAAAUGAUACGCCUACUGUUAGUAAUUAUUCUCCGAUUCAACAAUUGAAUUCUAUUGGCAAACGUCACGCUCAUUUGUUACUAUUGUCCGAGAAGUUGAAGAGAUUAUUCAGCCCGAUAUUGAUGUGUCUGAUGUUGGUGACGAGCGCUAAUAUUUGCAUCUGCAUAAUAAAUCUUCAGGAGGAACUUAUCCAUAAAAACAUUGCUGGAGUCAACAAAUGUGUUGUACACACUAUAAUUACGAUGAUCCAACCGGCUAUAUAUUGCAUUUAUACCAAUGAUCUUGUUGAAAGUGCCGAGCGGACCGCAACAGCGGCAUAUGAAUCUGAUUGGGUGGCCGAAACUCAGAAUUUCAAAAAAUCUGUGCGACUGAUGACCAUGCGUUCCCAAAAAGGUCUGAAAUUCCGGAUUUAUGGAUUCUUCAACGUCGACUUGAAUCAAUUGACGCAGAUUGGUGUCACCGCUGCGAGAUUUUUUGCACUGAUGAACAAUCUAUCCUGAUCUGAUCAGCCUCAAAAGUAAAAUCAAAGU